Rotaria sp. Silwood2 is the source of this 300-nucleotide messenger RNA. NCBI's taxonomy places the organism in Eukaryota, Metazoa, Rotifera, Eurotatoria, Philodinida, Philodinidae. The record is from the annotation of a GenBank genome assembly.
AUGCCUCCACUUAUUUAUAAUAUUUUAUUUGAAAAAAAAUUCGAUGAUAUUUUAGCUCGACAUCGUCUUACUACAGAUACUGCUGUAGUAACCGAUGCUGAACGACGUGAAGCAUUUUUAAAUGAGAUAAAUACUAUUUUGUCCAAAAAAUCCAAGAAAAAAUAUCAUCUACUACCACCAGUCAUACUUCAACUUAUGCGUCUUCGGUUUCCAAAUGAUCUUGACAAAGAUAAACCUCUCAAAGGUGCAAUAGAUGUGUCUAUUGAUGAUUUUGUUCAAUGGACAAAGCAUGUGAAGUAA